Messenger RNA from Mixia osmundae IAM 14324, 1932 nucleotides. RefSeq names its product glycosyltransferase family 90 protein. The record is from RefSeq and is a predicted model, not a curated record. The transcript has 4 exons. Bases 1 to 1932 code for a protein of 643 amino acids. NCBI's taxonomy places the organism in Eukaryota, Fungi, Basidiomycota, Mixiomycetes, Mixiales, Mixiaceae.
AUGGGCCUCUCAGCCGGCCCUAUGGCGCAGCGUGCGCACGACUUCAGGCUGCUGCCUGCAGCUGCCGCCAUCGUCUUGAUUAUCUUUACGGCAGCUGAUACUGCCCUCUUUGCGUCUUCAUCUCGAUCAGACGCACACGCUUCCGUCGCUCAGCAGGUUCUCCAAUGGCAGCAAGGAUCGCAGAAUACGACAACGCUCGCGAGCUUUGGGCCCAACUACGAUCCUGCGACACGACGAAUAUUGACAGAGCAAGAGCGCUCGCUCAAGGCCGCCAGCCUCACACUCGACACGCUUCGUGGCCGAGUAUUUCUCGACGCUGCGCGAGUUGGGCAAGCAGAUGCACAUCCCAUCCAUCAGCUCAUCGAAACAGGAGAACGAAAAUGGCAGACCCUGCUGGACAAGCAGUCGACCACACUGGACGAAGCGGUACGCGAGUACAGGCGUCGAUACGGACGAAAUCCCCCUCGUGGAUUCGACAAGUGGUGGGACUAUGCCAACAGGAACAACGUCGUUCUAGUGGACGAGUACGAUCACAUUCACCACGACGUGGAGCCUUUCUAUGCCCUGCCGGCUAGUGUGAUCCGUCGACGCACCUCAUCUCUCCAUGAGAGUCAAAAAAGCUGGAGCCGUACCGUCAUGGUCGAUCCUGCGGCGCAAGACAAGUCUCGGCAAUUUGCGUUUGAUAAUUCGAAUGACCGCUUAGGCGACGCGUUAGGGCCCCUGCGAGAGGUUGCACAUCUCAUGCCAGCCAGCUUCAACUUUACAGUAAGUUAUGACGAUAGCGGGUUCGCAAGUGUCAGCAACGAUCAUCUGGAGUAUCUACGUCGCCUCACGCGCGCAGGAAGAUACAUACCUGACGCGUCUGGUGACACUGACGGAUACAUUCCAGAUAAGAACUCCGUUGAUCAUCCGUUUCUGGAUAUAUGUCCGUCGGGCUCGCCCAUGCAUGCUGCAUACAAGCUGCCGAGCUUUCGAGAGGACGAGAUCGACCCUGUCUUGCCAGACUCAGAUGGCUUCAUUUACGAUGCAGCGAGGUCAGCCGAUGCUUGCUCAGCGCCAGAGGUCUACUGGCACCAUCCUGCCAAUACGCGCGGCUCCAUGCUGCAGCGUAUCGAGCCCAUGUUCGUCUGGUCACGAACGACUCAUCGGACAGAUCUCGGGCUAGCCCCCAGGACGCGAGGCCCAGUCACAGAAGAAGAGACCGUGCCUUGGUCAAAGAAGCCAUUCUCGACGCUCUAUUGGCGAGGAUCCUUGACGGGCGCAGCAUUUAGAGAUUCUCUUCCCGUCAAGAGCUGGCGCGGUUCUCCGCGUUACCGUCUUCUUCACCUGUUCACGAAACCCGACCAGGGCGUCUUUCAUACGAUGCUAGCUGAGACCAUCAGUGGUGGCACGACGUUCGUACGAGUAUCGCUUGAGCGGGUCUCGCAAGCCCUGUUUAGCUUCGCCGUGAUAGGCGAGCCGAUACAAUGCGACGAGCACAUCUGUCAAGAGCUCGCGCAGACAUUCGACUUUCAGGAAAGCGCCCCUCGCUCGGACGCUUUCAAGCACAAGUACAUUCUCGACAUUGACGGCAAUGGAUGGAGCGGACGUUUUUACACCCUGAUGACGAGCAGCAGCGCUAUAUUGAAGGCCUCGACGUUCCCACAGUGGUGGCAGGAACGCAUCGUUCCAUGGGUCCACUACAUUCCUGUCUCAACAGAUUACCGGGAUUUGAUUGACAUCAUGAUGUUCUUCCGCGGCUGGGACGAAGGAGGCGCGAACGAUCAUCUGGCUGAGCGAAUUGGCCAAAAUGGCAAGGAAUGGGCACUCAAUCACUGGCGAGCAGAGGACAUGAUCGCGUUUCAUUGGCGGCUACUCCUCGAGUGGUGUCGACUCUGGAAUCGAUCCGACGAAGACGCUUUCGAAUACGAGCCGAGCAAAGAGCUUACGUAG